This is a messenger RNA of Salarias fasciatus (jewelled blenny), 1110 nucleotides long. RefSeq names its product melanocortin 5a receptor (gene mc5ra). The transcript is spliced from 4 exons. The coding region runs from base 26 to 1084 and encodes 352 amino acids. Gene Ontology annotation, molecular function: melanocortin receptor activity. Lineage: Eukaryota; Metazoa; Chordata; Actinopteri; Blenniiformes; Blenniidae. The record is from RefSeq and is a predicted model, not a curated record. Gene Ontology annotation, biological process: G protein-coupled receptor signaling pathway. Gene Ontology annotation, cellular component: membrane.
AGAUGGCGCCCGGAUCCGAGCUGUAAUGAUCUGGAGCCGAAGCACCGCCGGGAUGAACGCGUCCGACGUGUCCUCCUACCAGGAGGACGCCCUGCUGGCCAACUUCAGCUGGUCCUACUCCUCCCAGCAGAACUACACCCAUUCCCCGCCGCUGCUCCCGGACAAGGCCGCCACCUCCAAGCCGGCGGCGUGCGAACAAGUGCACAUCGCCGUGGAGGUCUUCCUGAUCCUGGGGAUCAUCUCGCUGCUGGAGAACAUCCUGGUCAUCACAGCCAUCGUGAAGAACAAGAACCUCCACUCGCCCAUGUACUUCUUCGUGUGCAGCCUGGCGGUGGCGGACAUGCUGGUGAGCGUGUCCAACGCCUGGGAGACCAUCAUCAUUUAUCUGCUCAACAACCGGCAGCUGGUGGUGGAGGACCACUUCAUCAGGCAGAUGGACAACGUCUUCGACUCCAUGAUCUGCAUUUCGGUGGUGGCGUCCAUGUGCAGCCUGCUGGCCAUCGCCGUGGACAGGUAUGUGACCAUCUUCUACGCCCUGAGGUACCACAACAUCAUGACGGUGAGGAGGGCCGGCUGCAUCAUCGGGGGAAUCUGGACCUUCUGCACCGGCUGCGGGAUCGUCUUCAUCAUCUACUCCGACACCACGCCCGUCAUCAUCUGCCUGAUCUCCAUGUUCUUCGCCAUGCUGCUCAUCAUGGCCUCGCUCUACAGCCACAUGUUCAUGCUGGCCCGCUCGCACGUCAAGCGCAUCGCCGCCCUGCCCGGCUACAACUCCAUCCACCAGCGGGCCAGCAUGAAGGGCGCCAUCACGCUCACCAUCCUGCUGGGGAUCUUCAUCGUCUGCUGGGCCCCCUUCUUCCUGCACCUCAUCCUGAUGAUCUCCUGCCCCAGGAACCUCUACUGCGUCUGCUUCAUGUCGCACUUCAACAUGUACCUCAUCCUCAUCAUGUGCAACUCGGUGAUCGACCCGCUCAUCUACGCCUUCAGGAGCCAGGAGAUGAGGAAGACUUUUAAGGAGAUCAUCUGCUGCUACAGCCUGAGGAACGCCUGCAACAACGUCUGCGCCCUGACCGGUAAGUACUGAGGCCGGGACGGCGAGGGCCGACGGAC